Sclerotinia borealis F-4128 is the source of this 2067-nucleotide messenger RNA. The record is from the annotation of a GenBank genome assembly. NCBI's taxonomy places the organism in Eukaryota, Fungi, Ascomycota, Leotiomycetes, Helotiales, Sclerotiniaceae.
AUGGCGACCAAACUUCUGAAGAUGUAUUUAUCACUUUCUCCCUUUCCAUCUUUUGAUUCUUCAAACCUUUCCGCAUACAAUUCUACAGAAGCGUUCAAAUACAACCCAAGAUCACUCCUCAUGAAGAACCCAAAACAAAAUAAGUUGUACGCGGCUUAUUUCGCCCAAUCCAAGAAUCAACGACGACGAUCCUCGCGUAUCAGAUACACGUCUUCUCCUGCAAGAACAGCUUCUUCGUCGCCCUCAUCUUCUUCUUCUCCGUCUUCUACUCCUCGUUUAAAGAUGUCUGUUUCUCCUCCUCCGACAAAAUCAAUUACUUCGACCCCUCGUUUAAAGAGGUCUGUCUCUCCUUCAGCAAAGUCAUCUACUUCGACUCGUCGUUUAAAGACGUCGGGUUCUCCUCCAGCAAAGUCAUCCACUUCAAAUCCUCGUUCAAAGACGUCUGUUUCUCCUCCUCCAGCAAAGACAUCUGCUUCUACUCCACCAGCAAAGUCACCCGACUCUCCUUCGUCAGCAAAGUCACCUACUUCUUCUCCGCCAGCAAUUGAAUCUGUUGACACACCACCUUCAUCUGUUUCUCCCAUUUCUCCCGCUUCUUCGAAAUUACCUCUAUCUUCGCCUCCUUCAUCUGCAGUCUCUUCUCCCCCGAAUCCAACCGUCUCUUCGCCUCCUUCAUCGGUUCCCUCUCUUCCCUCGAAACCAUCUGUGCCAUCUUCUACUGAAUCACCGCCUGAAGGCAGUUCUUCAAACAAACUCCUUUCCGAUGACAAGAAGGAAGAAACCACCAUCAAAGGCAGUUCUCCAGAAGAAGCACCACCAUCUGAAACGAAAAGCAAAAAGAUCAAAAUCAAAUUCGUUGAUCCAUCGAAACUUCGCUCUGGUGUUAACGACGAGAAGGCCACUACUAAAUGCGGUUCUCUAAAGCGACCACGACCGGAUGACGAGGAUGAAGAAACCACUCUUAAGUGCGAACCUUUAAAGAAACGAAGGACUACUGCCAACGUCGCGAAAACCUCUACCAAGAAAGCCACCAAUUCCAAGCCGGUCGCAGAGCUCUCGAAAGAGCAAUUGGAGAAGAAACGCGGUGAUUCGCUCAAAAAGCGAAGACACUUGGCCUCAGAAGUACGAAAAGACUCAAAGCGCAUGCCAUCAGCCGCCCAGAGGGGAUUGGCCAAUGUUACUGGAGCAUCUUGCUACAGAAACAGUUUGUUGCAAGGUCUUUUCCACCUUCCCAAGUUCUUCAAUUUUUUGAUCGACCAACAUCCGGUGGAAACUUGCAGCAUACCCAAAAGAGACUGCUUGGCCUGCUCUCUCAGCCUCUUGUCUUCGAAGUAUUGGACUGUCGAUGUUCCUGCCAAGGAGAUCACAACCAUGAUGAGAAGCCUCGAGGCCCAGUGCAAGCGUCUUGGGUGGUAUCCUGGACCCACUGGGCAAGGAGAUCCUCAUGAGCAAAUCACCUGGAUGUUGGAAAAGAUCGACGAACAGAUCAAGGCGUCGAGCGUUGCCAGUAUGAUGUCGAUAAUGCAGCUUGUUCUAAGCAGCAGAAUCACAUGCGAUAACUGCCACAACAUCUCAGUGGGAGACUUACAGGAUGAACUAGCCUUGUCCGUACCUCUCAAGCCGCGUCUCCGAGAUGGUACUCUUUCUUCGUACUUGCAUAAGUACUUGGAUGAGACGAUCGAAGGUUACCGGUGCGAGAAAUGUAAGGUACAAGGUAAUGUUCGUCGUGUACAGUCGAUCAGUCACGCACCAGAUAUCUUGUUCGUCCAGCUAAAACGGUUUGGUUACGAUGGAAGAAAGGACAAGCUUGCGCUUCCGAUUGACCAUACCCUCAACCUCAGUCCUUACCGCGACCCUAGUGGAAGCACGGACCCCAUGGAGUACGAGCUCGUGGCAUCUGUUUCGCAUUCUGGCAACCUCGACUACGGGCAUUACGUUUGUGAUGCUCGGGGACCCGAUGGACGCUGGAAUUGCUUUAACGAUGCGCAUCACGGUGCUACGACUCUGGCAAAGGCUCUGGGGAGUAACCAACCGUAUUUGCUGUUCUACCAACGCAAACAGACUUGA